CUGGACAAAGUUCCUGUGGGAGGGUCAGCUGGAAGCAUGGGAAAGUUUCUCUGGCUUUUUCCGAUCAGUCAACUCCUUAUAGGGCACACGCAACACCGACCAUCAACCCAGGCGGUUAGAACCAAGCAGAUCUCCGCUUGUCACCACAGCACUUCAGAACAACAAUAACAAAAUCUACUUUACCAGUGAUAGGUGACGGAGGAUGUCCAGAGCUGACUGGAGCUUCCUGGAGCAGCUGCUUGAGGAGGGCCAGGAGAACUCGACCGGCGUGGGCCGCGUGUGGCUGACCGUGCUCUUCCUCUUCCGCAUCCUGGCACUGGGCACGGCCGCCGAGUCGGCCUGGGACGACGAGCAGUCCGCCUUCGUGUGCAACACCAAGCAGCCGGGCUGCGAGGAGGUCUGCUACGACCAGGCCUUCCCCGUCUCCCACUUCCGCUACUUCGUCCUGCAGAUCAUCUUCGUGUCCACGCCGACCAUCUUCUACUUCGGCUACGUGGCCGUGCGCGCCAGGAAGGCGGCCGAGAGGGACGAGCGACGGCAGGCGGCUGCUGAGGAGGAGUCGGAGGAGAGGAAGAAGCAGUUGAGGAGUCGGAGUCAUGGAGCCGGCGCAGAGGGAGGGAAGGCCAAGCUGGAGGUGAUUCAGGAGAAGGACGAGGAGCCCGUGGUGGUGGAGGAGGAGACGGAGAAGAAGGAGGCGCAGGGAGGAAGAGGAGGGGGGAGGCGAGGUGCGGAGAGGCCCAAGCUGAAGGGCCGGCUGCUGGGCGCGUACGCGGUCAGCAUCGCCCUGAAGCUGGCCCUGGAGGUGGGCUUCAUAGUGGGGCUCUGGUCCCUCUACGGCUUCACGGUGCCAGCGCGGUACGAGUGCCGACGCGAGCCCUGCCCGCACACGGUGGACUGCUUCGUGUCGCGACCCACCGAGAAGACCAUCUUCACCAUCUACAUCCAGGCCAUUGCGGCCGUCUCCGUGCUGCUCAACGUCCUGGAGCUCUUGAACCUCCUGCAGAGGGCCAUCACGCAGCGCCUGGAGAAGCGCUACCGCCGCCAGACCCCCUGGCCGGUCCGCGCCACGCGUGAGAUCGCCCGGGCGCCCUCGCACCUGGAGACCAGCAGCGAGACCACUCUAGCGCCGGCCUACGAGGAGAGGGGGCAUCAGUACCUGCCCGGCAUCGACGCGGAGGCACCACAGGCUGACCAGAGCUGGGCGCUGGAGGUGGGCACUGGGGAGACGGUGCCGGGGCUGGCGUCCGACCUGCUGCCCAGCUACCUCAACUGCAUCAGCGGCAUGAGGCCCCUGGCCAGCGGCGGGCACCACCACAGACUCCAGCAGCACCAGCAGAUGCACAAGCAGAGCAAGCGCAAUAAGCACGGCCACCACAAGGGCGGCGAUCCCAAGCACAGGCAUUAUGUGUGAGGCCCAGGGUGGGGUAGAUGCUGAUAUGAUGGAAUGUCUUUAGGGAACAGGCAGGGGGGAACAGCAUACACACACACACACACACACACACAUGGAUAAACAUGGGAAUACUCACAUACUUGCACGUAUGCAUAUAUUCUCACACUCUUACACACAUGUAAAUAUAUUGACAUAUGCACAUGUACACACACACACACACACACACACACACGUCCCCCGGGGUUCUGUGGAUUACAGUAAAAGUGGAGCCAUUUCCCUUGUUUGGAUGGAUACUUGUGUGAUGUCUUUUCCCCUCUGAACUUAAUUACGCCCGAGGGACAGGAGCCAAAAAAGGCCAGUCCUCUUUCCCAGCAAGCACUGGGGCCCUGGCGUCUGAGAGAGAGACACUGGAGGACCCUGAUCUGAUCUGAUCUGAUCUGAGCUGAGCUGAGCUGGACUGGACUGGACUGGACUUGACUGGACUGGACUUGACUGGUCGAGGGGACACAUAAGGACUCUAUCAGCGGCGUUCAGAAAGCAGAUGUGUUGUGGUGACACUUUAGGGAAUAGUUUGAUCUAAGAACAGCUUUAGGGUGAAUGAUAUUUUGAGAGCCGAGUCAAUGGCUCAAAGUAGUGAUUUAUUUUGACGUAGUGAGUUGCCCACAAGGUUAUUGCUGUAUGCUUUUUCCUUGCAAAUCCAUAUGCGGCUCUAACUCAAAACUACUCCAAUUAAGGUCAUUUUGUGCCCUUAACGAAAUAUUACACUCAUUAUCAUCCCAAAAAUAGAUAGGUUGUUAUCAUCCCAAAAUAGAUAGGUUGUUUUCUUGGACCGAACUAUUCCUUUAAGGACGUUAUGAGCGUGCUCAGAAAGCAGCUGAGUCGCUCAGUCUAUGGGGACUCGUGACACGACCACAGCAGCGGUACAGAGAGGCUUACACUGUGAGGACAGUAAUGGGAGCAGGCUGCACUUAUGACACUUAUGAGAUAAAUAUAUUUAACAAAGAUAUAAUUUAAAUUUGUAUGCUGUUUAUAUUUAUAUUUAUUCUAUGAUGAAGCUAGAUGUGAAAACAAAACUUUAUAAUAAAGUUUUUUAAUGCCUUAAAUGACUU
Alosa sapidissima (American shad) is the source of this 2499-nucleotide messenger RNA. It is a transcript of the gene gja4, whose product is annotated as gap junction protein alpha 4. Gene Ontology annotation, cellular component: connexin complex. NCBI's taxonomy places the organism in Eukaryota, Metazoa, Chordata, Actinopteri, Clupeiformes, Clupeidae. Gene Ontology annotation, biological process: cell communication. Bases 203 to 1411 code for a protein of 402 amino acids. The transcript has 2 exons. The record is from RefSeq and is a predicted model, not a curated record.